Vicugna pacos (alpaca) is the source of this 4139-nucleotide messenger RNA. It is a transcript of the gene PIBF1, whose product is annotated as progesterone immunomodulatory binding factor 1. Gene Ontology annotation, biological process: cilium assembly. Gene Ontology annotation, cellular component: microtubule organizing center. The record is from RefSeq and is a predicted model, not a curated record. NCBI's taxonomy places the organism in Eukaryota, Metazoa, Chordata, Mammalia, Artiodactyla, Camelidae.
UCCCGCGCCUGGGUGCACCGGGGAGGUUGGGGUUCCGGCGUGGGCAUAUGCAGCUGCAGCUUCCCCUGUCCUCCCGGCGCGGAGGUGGUUGUCUUGGUUACGAGUCCUAACGGUCCCGGGCCUGAGUUUCCCUGCUGAGGGGCUGCAACCUGAGCUGCUGUCUGGAGACACCUUCGGCUCUUCUAAGUGUGGGCGGUGGCGACCGCUUCAGCCUUCGAUUUGGAGUGAUUGAAGCUUUCUAGAAAAUCGGAAGUGGAAUUGGAGAAGAAAAGUGACCCGUAAUAAUUAAAAAUGUCUCGAAAAGUUGCCAAGGCAUCAAAAAAACUGAAUGUCUCUAGCUCUCUGGAAUCCGAAGAUAUUAGUUUAGAAACAACAGUUCCGACAGAUGAUAUUUCCUCAUCAGAAGAGCGAGACAAUAAAAUCAAAAUCACCAGGCAGCUAAUUGAACGGAAAGAACUACUUCAUAAUAUUCAGUUACUGAAAAUAGAACUCUCACAGAAAAACAUGAUGAUCGACAAUUUGAAAGUUGAUUAUCUUACAAAGAUUGAAGAAUUGGAGGAAAAGCUUAAUGACGCACUUCACCAGAAGCAGCUACUAACGUUGAGAUUAGACAACCAGUUGACUUUUCAACAAAAGGAUGCCAGGAAAUAUCAAGAACUAAUGAAACAAGAAAUGGAAACUAUUUUAUUGAGACAGAAACAGCUAGAAGAGACGAAUCUUCAGCUGAGAGAGAAAGCUGGAGAUAUUCGUCGAAACCUGCGUGACUUUGAGCUGACAGAAGAGCAAUAUAUGAAACUAAAAGGGUUUCCCGAAGAUCAGCUUUCCAUUCCUGAAUAUGUAUCUAUUCGGUUCUAUGAACUAGUGAAUCCAUUAAGAAAAGAAAUUGCUGAACUCCAAGUGAAAAAGAAUGACCUGUCAGAAGAAUUAAGUGAGAACAAAGUUCAGCUGAAGCAACUGACAGAGACUUAUGAGGAAGAUCGCAGAAACUACUCUGAGCUUCAAAUCAGAUGUCAGCGUUUGGCCUUAGAAUUAGCAGACACAAAACAGUUAAUUAAGCAAGGUGACUACCGUCAAGAGAACUAUGACAAAGUCAAGAGUGAGCGUGAUGCACUUGAACAGGAAGUAACUGACUUACAGAGAAAAUAUGAAAUACUUGAAGCCACUCACAUAGCUCAAGCCAAAGAAAGAAGUGAAUUAUCAAAAGAGGUAACCACCUUACAGCAGACCGUUACUUUACUGCAAAAGGAUAAAGAGUAUCUCAACCGGCAAAACAUGGAGCUCAGCGUUCGCUUUGCCCAUGAAGAAGAUCGUCUUGAAAGACUUCAUGCUCAACUUGAAGAAACCAAAAAGGCUAGAGAAGAGAUGUAUGAAAAAUAUGUAACAUCCAGAGACCAUUAUAAAACAGAAUAUGAAAAUAAACUACGUGAUGAAUUGGAACAAAUCAGAUUGAAAACUAAUCAAGAAAUUGAUCAGCUUCGAAGCGCUUCUAGGGAAAUGUAUGAGCGGGAAAACAGAAACCUCCGAGAAGCGCGGGAUAAUGCCAUGGCAGAAAAGGACCGAGCAGUGACGGCUGAAAAGGAUGCUCUAGAAAAACAUGAUCAGCUUUUAGACAGGUACAGAGAACUACAACUUAGUACAGAAAGCAAAGUAGCAGAAUUUCUCCACCAAAGUAAAUUGAAAUCUUUUGAAAGUGAGCGUGCUCAACUUCUACAAGAGGAAACUGCAAGAAAUCUCACACAGUGUCAGUUGGAAUGUGAAAAAUACCAAAAAAAACUGGAGGUUUUAACUAAAGAAUUUUAUAGUCUCCAAGCCUCUUCUGAAAAACGCAUUACUGAACUUCAAGCACAGAACUCUGAACAUCAGGCAAGGCUAGACGUUUAUGAGAAACUGGAAAAAGAGCUUGAUGAAAUAAUAAUGCAAACUGCAGAAAUUGAAAAUGAAGAUGAGGCUGAAAGGGUUCUUUUUUCCUAUGGCUAUGGUGCUAAUGUUCCCACAACAGCCAGAAGACGACUAAAACAAAGUGUCCACUUGGCAAGAAGAGUGCUCCAGUUAGAAAAACAAAACUCGUUGGUUUUAAAGGACCUGGAACAUCAAAAGAACCAAGUAACACAGCUUUCACAAGAGCUUGACAGGGCCAAUUCUCUGUUAAACCAGACUCAGCAACCUUACAGGUAUCUCAUUGAAUCUGUGCGUCAGAGAGAUUCUAAGAUUGAUUCACUGAAGGAGUGUAUUACACAACUUGAGAAGGAUGUCAGCAAUUUAAAUAAAGAAAAGUCAGCUUUACAGCAGAUGAAGAAUCAAAUGGCAUUAGAUUUGGAACAACUUCUAAAUCAUCGUGAGGAAUUGGCAGCAAUGAAACAGAUUCUCACUAAUAUGCGGAAUAAGCGUUCUGAGGACAAGUUACUUUUUACUAAAAUGGAAUCCAAAAAUGUGACCGAAAAUCAGAAAUCAAAGACUUUGAAUGUGCCUAGAGAACAUGAAGACAAUAUAUUUACACCCAAGCCAACACUCUUUACCAAAAAGGAAGCACCUGAGUGGUCUAAGAAGCAAAAGAUGAAGACCUAGUGUUCUGGACAGAUUUGCUACAUCAUCAUUUACUCCUGAAGUUCUUUUUCCAAUGGACAAAAAGUUUAUCUUAAUCAUGUACUUGGCAUUUUUUAACUAGCUAAUUUAAAGUUUAUUUUAACUGAGUGUUAAAUUAACAAAUUUUAUCAUAAUCAAAAUAUAUAGAGUGAAAAUAUUUGUUUUUAUCUAUCUUGUUCCAAAAUAAAUGUUGUAUACUUUAUGAUUUAAAUUUUGGAGCUUUCAUAAUUCUUCAAGGCACGUUUAAUGUGUGGCUUAUAAAUAUUUUGCUCAGUUAUUUUGGUGAGUAUUUUUCUAACUAUAUAAAUUUUGAGUUUAAAUGUCAUUAACACAAAUACCAAGACACCUUACAAUUUUUAAAUUAAUAACCAUUUGGGAAAUCUACUAGAAGUCCCUUCAAAUGCCAGAUAAUACUGGUCAGAUAUCAUGUAAGUGGACAUGAAUUGCUAAUUCUUUCUUUAGGCUCUUUUUUCAUAUAUUUUAUAUUAUCAUAAGCCAAUAAAGUCUGGUAGAAAGUCUGUUAUUCCAUAAGUCAAGUAAAAUUUUGGUGGAAAGUGUCUUGUUACAUGGGUCAAAGCAAUGCUGAUUCAGAUGCGGUAUGGACCAAAUUUCUAGUCAGUGAGGAAGAAUCGGUAGCAUUUUCUCUUUUUCUUGUAAUAAAAUGUGCUCCAUUUCUUGUUCAAGAGUUAAAAUUUAAAAGAAAGAAGAGGGAUGGGAGAGAAAGAAACGAAAAGAAAUGCGUUUUUCUAUUUCAGGUUUUCUCGACCACUGUUGACCUAGAGGCUGGAUAAUUCUUUGUUCAGGGUGGGAGUAGGGGGCAGUGUUUUGCAUUGUAGGGUGUUCAUUAGCAUCUCUGACCUCUGCCAUUAGAUGACAGCAGUGCCCCCCCAGUUGUGACAGUCAGAAAUGUCUCUUGUCCCGUGGGGUGGCAUACCCCCCCCACAACCACCUAGUGAAGAACCACUGAUGCAUAUAUCAGUGCUUCUGCUAGUUGAGUGUGAGAGAAGAGAAAAAGCUCUUGAUAAUAAUAUAUGCUUGUAAAUCUACUUUUAUCCUAAAAACCCUAACUUAUACCUUACCCCCUUUUUUAUUUCAUUUAGCUACAUCGAAUAUAUGACAUUUUGCAACAAAGGUUUGUGAAAAUGGCCUUUCUCAGGCAUGCAUUUUAAAUCCAGAGAGCAUUACAAUUCAGUAAAAGUAAACCUAUAGACAUAAUUUGUUUCCUUCUAAAAUACUAGAAGAAAAUGUCUGUUUUAGUUUCAACUCUAAUUAUUCAUCUAAAAGCAUUUUAUAAUUUAGUUGAGUCAACCCCGUUUGUUACAUGUACAUAUUUUAAUAUAAAGGAAUACUGAUUGAUUAUCCAAGUUAAAGUAAUGAUGUGGACAAAGGCACAGAAGUAGGAAAAUUUGGAGCUAAUUUUAAGAAUAGAAAACAUAGAGGUGGGAGGGUAUAGCUCAAGUGGUAGAGUGCAUGCUAAGCAUGCACAGGGUCCUGGGUUCAAUCCUCGGUACCUCCUCUAAAAAAAUAAUUAAUAAACCUAAUUAUCUUCCCCCAAC